Molecule: messenger RNA, 718 nt
Organism: Musa acuminata AAA Group (dessert banana)
Lineage: Eukaryota; Viridiplantae; Streptophyta; Magnoliopsida; Zingiberales; Musaceae
Exons: 1
Coding region: 106-621 (171 amino acids)
Source: RefSeq, a predicted model, not a curated record
GCGUUCGUCCCUCUUUCUCUCCAUCGAGAGGUAGCUUAUUUUUCGAUCUAAGACUGCGUCGACAGCAGCUGAAUCCGACCCCUUGCACUUCCUUGUGCAUCUUCCAUGGGCAAUUACGUCUCCUGCACCCUCGCUGGCGCGUCGGGCAUUCGCGCAAGAUCCGCCAAGGUGAUCCUACCCGACGGCAGGGUCCGGCGCAUCGAGGCGCCGACCAACGCGGCCGAGAUCAUGCUUGACGAGCCGGGGCACUUCCUGGUUGACUCGCGGUCCAUGCACGUCGGCCGGCGGUUCGCGCCGCUCGCGGCGGACGAGGACUUGGAGAUGGGCCACGUCUACGCCAUGUUCCCCAUGAAGAGGGCGAACGCGGUGGUCGCGGCGGCCGACAUGGCGGUGCUGCUGAUGGCGGCGCAGAAGGAGGUCCGGCGGGAGUUGGGCCACGGCGUGAGGGUCUUGCCGGAGAUGGCAGAGCGGUCGGUCCCGAAGCCGGACUUGGAGAGCAUGACCGAAGCGUCGGAGCCCGCGGCGGUGGAGAUUGGGGAGUUUAAAUACAGGUUGAGUAUGUGCAGGUCAAGAAGGCCAACGCUGGAGACCAUCGCCGAGGAGGGUAUUUGCUCUAGAUGAAGAUGAUCGUUUAUAUGGGUCAAGUUCUUUAUAUCGUGGCCCCUUUACAUGUGUUUUUGACAACCACAUAGAUCAAAGAUUCAGCGUUUGGUUGCUA